AUGCAAAGACAUGAGGUGAAUGAAGUGGAGAAGGAACGUUGUAAAAUCAAAACUUCUAGAGAAAAAAACAAACAGCUUCACACCUGCUCACAGUGUGGAAAGAGUUUCAGACAAAAAAGCCUUAAACAGCACAUGAGGAUCCACACUGGAGAGAAACCGUACACAUGCCCUCAGUGUGGAAAGAGUUUUGCUGCAGCAUCAGGUCUCAGUUAUCAUCUGCACGUUCACUCUGGAGAAAAGCCUUUUAACUGUGAUCAGUGUGGUAAAAAGUUUAUUUCUUCAUCACAUCUAAAGGAACACCUGACAGUUCAUUCAGAUGAGAAGCCUCAUGUGUGUUCUUACUGUGGAAAGAGUUUUUCAUGGUUGGCCAGUUAUAAACAGCACCAGAAAACACAUGAUGAAGUGAGAGAUCAUGUGUGUUGUGAGUGUGAUAAGAGCUUUACUACAGCUCAUGAUCUGAAACAGCACCAAAGAAUUCAUACUGGAGAAAAACCUUACAAGUGCUCAUAUUGUGACAAGAGUUUCACUCAGUCUGGACACCUGAAAACACAUGAGCGAGUUCAUACUGGAGAGAAACCGUACCACUGUACUCAGUGUGGAAAGAGUUUCACUCAGUCAGUGAUUCUUGUGACUCAUAUUAAAAAGCAUUGUUCUGUGUCAGAGUGA
Sinocyclocheilus rhinocerous is the source of this 666-nucleotide messenger RNA. Its product is annotated as gastrula zinc finger protein XlCGF7.1-like. The record is from RefSeq and is a predicted model, not a curated record. The transcript has a single exon. NCBI's taxonomy places the organism in Eukaryota, Metazoa, Chordata, Actinopteri, Cypriniformes, Cyprinidae. Gene Ontology annotation, molecular function: DNA-binding transcription factor activity, RNA polymerase II-specific; RNA polymerase II cis-regulatory region sequence-specific DNA binding. Bases 1 to 666 code for a protein of 221 amino acids. Gene Ontology annotation, biological process: regulation of transcription by RNA polymerase II.